AUUUUCCACUCCCCUUGCUGAUCAAUUUCCGUAGUGGAGCACGUCAUUAGUUUUCUCUCUUCUCUCAUUGUCGGACGGUGGCAAGUCGGUCGUCGCUGUGAGGAGUGCAUAACACUCAGUGCUGGUAUUGCGAUGACCCAUGCGCGUGCUCGUCACGGCCCUAAAAAGCUGACCCUUAGAAUAUGAGAUAGCCAUUCCUCCAAAUAAACGGUGUCAGGUGUCAACCCCAACUCAUACCGCCACCUCGACGCAGGCAGAACUUCUGACAAUUCUAAAAUAUACCCUUUUUGUUGACACCCGAAUAGGCUCCUUACAAGAAACAAGAUUCUGCCAGUGACGCGGGUCACAGACGAGUUUUUUCACCAUGGUGUUCUUCGAUAAGCGUAAAGCGUCCCAACCUCACGACCGGCAGCGCGUCGCGUCGUGGGACCGCUGCAUCGUGAUGGUGCUGCUGCCGCUGAUGGUGCUCUACACCGUGGGCCACUGGAUGGGCCCCGCCUGCAACCCCAACCUCGCCGUCGCGCUCGAGGGCCGCUCGCUCUCGCUUGGCGCCAAGAAGCUCGCGGGCUUCUGGAAGACCACGGACGGCUCGGAUCCGGCGAACGGCGACGAGCGAUCGAAGCUGUUUCUGGGCUCGCCGGACCCGUGGACGUGCGACGGGAACGACGCGCCCAGCGACUGUCCUCUGCGACGAGCGGAUGCGGUCUUCGUGGCUGAGGGCUCCCUGUCCACCCGCGUGCACGCGGUGUGUGCGGCGUACGCAGUGACGGCCCUCACCAACAUGCCCACGCUCUCCCUCUGGCCCGCCGAUCUCCAAAUGCCUGCCACGACCUUCCGCCACCUCUUCCGCCUCGCGCAAGACCCCGCGCCUUCCGGAUCAUCCUCCCGCGCGCGGGACGAGAGCGGGCGCGAGGGGACGGUGUGGGUGCAGGACACGCCCGUGAUGGCGCGGCAUCUGAAACGCGCCCUUAAAGGCCGUCGACGGGUGGCGUUCAAGCCAUGCAAGAGCGCGGACGGCAAGCAGGCGCCGGCCGCUGACGGCCUGCCGUUUAAGAUCUUCCUGUCGCCGGCAGUGCGCGGCAAGACGGACGGCCCCGUGCGCGUGGACGUGUGCGCGUUCGAGCGCGAGGUGGACACGUGUCUGGGCCUGAUUCGCCCGUCGCCCGCCGUGGCGGCGAUGGUGGUGGAGGAGGAUCUGGCGCGCGUCGCCGCGUCGAGCGCCGUGCUGAUCGACCAACUGGGAGAGGAAGGGUGCGAGGGGUGCAGCGACAAGUCGAACCGCUCUGCACCGCACUGCGCCAUGCGGCGAGUGACCAUGGAGUAUCUGUACGACCCGGCCGUCAGCUUCACUGCCGGCGCCAUCAACACCUCAGACAUCACCGUCCACAAUAGCUACUUCAGCGCACUCCGGUUCCCGCACGUGCUCAAGGUCACCAAAUUGCGGAACGCCACGUGUCGGGUGGGGGGGAGGGGAGAGGAGGCGAAGGGUGGGGAGGAGAGGAGACAGCUGUUGGAGGGUGGGGAGGAGGGGCAGGUGAAGGGGAGAGUGAAUGUGAGCUUGGGGGUAGGAAAUGAAGCAGGAGGGGAAGGCGCGGAAGGGCUGGUGCUGCAGCCAGCGACGGAUAGAGCACUUGGGGCGCACGUGACACAGUGCACGCAGCUGCAGGUAGCGGAGCUCUUCGCACUCAGCUUCGCCCGCGGCCUGCUGGCCGUGAACCGAUCCUCCAUAGAAGCCCGGUUCGUUACCGCGCAAGGCACGUCACGCUCGCCAUCGUUUGGGGUGUACCGGUCUGUGUGUGACUCAACAGAGCUGCGGCCAAUCACGAAGCAGAAGUGGGCCAUGUUCACUCAAGUGGAAGAGAAGCUCAAGCUGAUGGUGUGCACCAUGCCGAAGGUCGCCUGCAACUCGUGGCUCAUGUGGCUGCGCGCCAAGCUGGGGCAGCCGCACCCCGAGGACCCCAUCCUGGCGCUGGACCCCCACCGGGCAGGGUGGCACAUGCUCACGCUGCACUUCACGGAGCAGCAGGCUGUGCAGCAGGUCACCCGCCCCGACUACUUCAAGUUCACCUUCGUGCGGAACCCCUUCUCACGGGUGCUCUCCGCGUAUUCAAACAAGCUGGUCAUUACGGAUACGCCGAAUAACAAGACCGGGCCAGGGUCAAGAGAAUACUGGAACGAGGCGUUUUUCAAGUACAUUCGGCCGCAGUGGGAGAAGGUGAAGGACACGAAAGGGCUGGUGACCUUCCCUAACUUCGUGAAGCUGGUGGGCGAGCUCAUGAAGAGGCACCGCUGGAGAAUGGACAGGCACAUAGCGCCGCAGUCGGACAUCUGCUUUAUGGACAAGAUCAAGUACGACUUUGUGGGGCGGUUUGAGAAUCUGGAGGAGGAUGCUAAGUAUGUGGUGAACCGAUUUGGAGGCGACCAUCUCGACAUCUUCAACUUCGGGGUCAAUGCGCACUUCACAAACGCGGACAGCAAGCUCGCCAAGAAAUACGACAAGGAGACGUAUGAGCUGGUGAAGAAGAUCUUCGCACGGGAUCUACACAUCCCCCUUAACAACAUCACGCAAGCAGCUCCAGUGGUGCUAGUCGACAUGUUUGAGAAGAAACAGAAAAGGCUAGCUCAUAGAUCCGUUAACAUAUAAUUAGGGAGUGGCUUAACUAGCUGAUCAUCCCUUCAAAACAGAGAAUGGAUACCGUAGUACACGCUGCAGUGAAUCCCAGCAUCCCUAGAGCGAUGAGAUUUUCAUGCCCUAGAGCGAUGCGAUGGAAAAAAAGAAUACGGGGCGCCAAUUUCACUGGUACAUGUUGCAGUGCCCAAAAACACCUAGGUUUAUUGUAUUGCGCCAUCUUUCUAGUCGAUCCA
This is a messenger RNA of Closterium sp. NIES-67, 2865 nucleotides long. The record is from the annotation of a GenBank genome assembly. Lineage: Eukaryota; Viridiplantae; Streptophyta; Zygnematophyceae; Desmidiales; Closteriaceae.